UGUUGUUUGGGUGAUUCUUCUUUCGUGUCACUCAGGAAGCUAGAUAUUUCAUCCGGCUAGCUAGCUAGGGUUUUCUUAGUAAAACAAAAAUAGCCUAAGCAUGCACAAAAAAAGCAUACGGGUGAAAAAGGAAAUAAGGAGAAGGAAAUUAUUAUGGAAGGAGCUGAUAGGAAGGAGGAGAGUUUGCCUCCAGGGUUCCGGUUUCACCCAACCGACGAGGAACUCAUCACAUGCUACCUGGUAAGCAAGAUCUCUGAUGCUAAUUUCACGGGAAGGGCUAUUGCUGAUGUUGAUCUUAACAAGUGUGAACCAUGGGAUCUUCCAGGGAAGGCAAAAAUGGGAGAAAAGGAGUGGUACUUCUUCAGCCUUCGAGAUCGGAAAUACCCAACAGGUGUGAGAACAAAUAGAGCGACAAAUACUGGAUAUUGGAAGACGACAGGAAAAGACAAAGAGAUCUUCAACAGUGUGAGUUCAGAAUUAAUUGGAAUGAAGAAGACUCUGGUUUUCUAUAGAGGGAGAGCCCCUCGAGGAGAGAAAACCAACUGGGUCAUGCAUGAAUAUCGGAUUCACUCCAAAUCUGCCUUUAGAACUACCAAGGACGAAUGGGUGGUUUGCCGAGUGUUCCAGAAAAGCGCAGGAGCUAAAAAAUACCCAUCAAACCAAUCAAGAGGAGCAGUGAAUCCGUACAACCUUGAAAUGGGAGCCAAUGUAAUGAUGCAGCAGGCAGUAGAUAACUAUCAGUUUCCAGUUGGAAGAAAUUACAUGAGCCAAGCGGAGCUGGCAGAACUGACGAGGGCUCUCAGAGCUGGUGAAUCAACCAGUUUAAGUCUGCCUCUUCAAUCCCAAAUGAACUACCCACCACUUGGACCCCCAGGAUCAUCCUUCACCAUUUCUGGCUUGAAUUUGAAUCUUGGAGGGGCUUCCAUUUAUAGGCCAUUGCAGCCUCAGCCUCCUCCUCCUCCUCCUGCAGUCAUCAACCAACAAGAUGUUAAUUCUUCCAUCAUCACCGCUGCUCCUUCCUUUGCUGCAGAGGCUGCUCAUGCCUAUGCUGCCGAUAUGAACAGUGCUGCAAAUGCCUCAACCAACAGAUUCCUGGGUGUCGAACAUUGCAUGGAUUUAGAUAAUUACUGGCCUUCUUACUGAACUCAUACCACAGCUCAGCUGCUAGAUCUUCUACUUAUGUUUAGUUCCAAUAUAGUUUUAGUCGCUUCUUAUAUAUGUGCACUGUUUUAGGAUAUGCAAUUAUUGGGUAAAAUACCACCCAGCAAUUAGAGUCAUGUCUUACUGUAGGGAUUGAGAUCCUUUGGAUUCUUCUUUUCUAUUUUCCUUCCUUUUUCUUUUUAAAUUGGGAAUCAUGUUUUUCUAGUUAAUCCAUCUUCAAAUUUCUUGCCAGCAUAUGUUGCUGGGAAUAGAA
Messenger RNA from Jatropha curcas, 1414 nucleotides. It is a transcript of the gene NAC038, whose product is annotated as NAC domain containing protein 38. Lineage: Eukaryota; Viridiplantae; Streptophyta; Magnoliopsida; Malpighiales; Euphorbiaceae. Gene Ontology annotation, biological process: regulation of DNA-templated transcription. Gene Ontology annotation, molecular function: DNA binding. The record is from RefSeq and is a predicted model, not a curated record.